GUUGAAGUGGAAGGAAUUCAAAUGGAAAGGGUUUUCUCCGUCGAAGAAAUCUCCGGCGAGACUUGGCCGCCGGCGCCUGCCAUGGAGACGGCGGAUGCGGUCUUAGGAGAUUCCGAUGGAACGGAGAGGAUGAACCGUAGCGCCUCUGAAUGGGCAUUUCAGCGGUUCAUCCUAGAAUCCUCCUUUUCCUCCUCUGCUGCCGAUGCUGGUGCCGGAGAAAUUACGGAGAAUUUCGGUACCUCCGCCGUAGGAUAUUCUUAUCAGAGUGUUCCGGUUGAUUCGGAGGAGUAUCGGGCUUACCUGAAGAGCAAACUCAAUUUAGCUUGCGCUGCUGUAGCCAUGAAAAGGGCAUCUUUCACGAAACCUCAGGAAACCCCUGGAGGAGCCGACAGUGGAGCACAGGCUUCCAGUGCAUCACAACAAUCAUAUCCUGAUCCUUCCAAAGCUACACCAAAGAAACCUAGUGCUCCUGUCAAGUCUAUAACAAGUGGAUCUGAGCUCUCUGGUGACGAAGAAGCUGAUGGUGAAACAGAAACACCUGGCAAUAUAGGCUCCCGCGAUGCUAAACGUGUGAGAAGGAUGCUGUCGAACAGGGAGUCUGCUAGAAGAUCCAGGAGAAGAAAGCAGGCACACUUGACGGAGCUAGAGACACAAGUAUCUCAGCUGCGUGCAGAGAAUGCUACUCUCUUGAAAAGUUUCACUGAUAUAACCCAGUCUUCUAAUAACGCUGCUGUGGAGAACAGAAUUUUGAAAGCUAAUGUUGAAACUUUACGAGCUAAGGUGAAAAUGGCCGAGGAGACAGUGAAGAGAAUCACAGGCUUAAACUCUAUGUUACACGCCAUGCCGGAUGUUUCCAUGGUAUCUGUUCCGUCUUUCAAUGGCAUUCCCUCCGAGACAUCCACGGAAGCAGUGCAAGAUGACCCCAAGAGCCACAUUUUCCAGGCUUCCCCCAACAAUUCUCUGGCCACAAGUAACACCAACACAGAGAAUGCGGCCGAGAUUGCUUCGGCCACAAGCAAGGCCUUGACCGGGUGCAAGAUGGGGAGAACAGCUUCACUCCAUAGAGUUUCCAGUUUGGAGCAUCUGCAGAAACGUAUUCGCAGCACCAUAACGUCCCCGUUUCAAGAAGGCUUGAAACCCUAGGCAGGGGAGAGAUUCAGACUCUGUCUGGAGGUUAAACUUGACAAUUUUUAACGUGUUCGUGCUAAAGUUCUUCAUUCUUUAUUUAUGUUAGGCAAUGCUACUAUGACAUAAUUCCUCUAGCUUCUUGUCUUUCUUCUCCUCCCAGCAUUGUAUACAUCACA
Molecule: messenger RNA, 1304 nt
Organism: Tarenaya hassleriana
Lineage: Eukaryota; Viridiplantae; Streptophyta; Magnoliopsida; Brassicales; Cleomaceae
Product: basic leucine zipper 63-like
Exons: 6
Coding region: 22-1143 (373 amino acids)
Biological process (GO): regulation of DNA-templated transcription
Molecular function (GO): DNA-binding transcription factor activity
Source: RefSeq, a predicted model, not a curated record